AUGACCUCGAAGUUUCCCAUAGACUUCACUCCUUCCUAUCUAAUCAAUACUCCUAUAGGAGAAUAUAACAAAGAGUACGAACAUCAACCGAUUCGUAUGCCAACGAUAUUAAAUAAAUACGAUGCUUUCGAUUUGCUAGAAGUUAGCGACAAUGGGUUAACGGUUUUCUACAAAGGACCGGGUCUUUUCAACGCUCAUGCUGCUUCAAUACGAGCUAAUUAUUCAAUGCCCAUAGAGGCUGGAUUAUAUUAUUUUGAAGUAGAUAUAAUAGAUCGAGGACAACAUGGAUAUAUUGGUAUCGGAUUUGGUGAAUCGAACGUUUCCGUGAAUGGUCUUCCAGGCACUGCAUUCACAAAUGUAGAAGGUAAUUUGUAUCCAAUGAUUGGAUUGAGAUCCAGAGGCGAAAUUGUUGAAGCAAAUUUUGGUCAAAGACCGUUUAAGUUUAACAUUGACAAUUACGCGCAGUUCAUAUUUAAAGAAGUCAGAAAAAAUGAGGCGCUGAGACAAUGGAUAGAUAGAAUUUUUGGUGAAAACGAUAAUAAUAACAUUGAAGUUACCACUGACGGUAGCUCUUCCUCUUCGGAGGAUAGUGAUGAAUAA
Messenger RNA from Acaulospora colombiana, 600 nucleotides. NCBI's taxonomy places the organism in Eukaryota, Fungi, Glomeromycota, Glomeromycetes, Diversisporales, Acaulosporaceae. The record is from the annotation of a GenBank genome assembly.